AUGUGGUGGGUCCUCGCCGGCAAAGCCGCCAAAAUCGGCGCCAACGCCUACAAAACGCACCAAGCCAAGAAAAACGGCACCCCCCUCGACACCAACACAACCACCCGCUCAGCGCCCCUCGCCCCUCGCCCCGUCCGCUACAAAGCCUACGUCGAACUCACCCUCUUCUUCCUGCAACUCGUCUUCGGACUCACGGUCAUCGGUCUCUACGGGCGGGACGUACACUCCGCGCGGGAGCACGGCGACCCCCAGAACGCGAAGUGGGUGUAUGCGCUCGUGACGGGGUUCCUGGGGGCCGGGACGGGGCUGGUGUAUUUUGGGUACGGGGUGGUGAUGAUGAAGCUGGGGCGGUUGGAGAGGGAGAGGAGGGUUGUGGGGUCGAUGGGGAGGGUUGGGUGGGGGGUUGUGUUGGUCGUGUUGUGGUUGGUGGUGUUUGGGGUGUUUGGGGGGAUGUAUAUUGGGGUUUAUGGGAGUGGGAGCGAGAAGGAGGUAGAGAGGACGAAGAGGAUGAGGAGAGCUGUUUGGGUGGAUUUGGUGAAUUUGGUGUUUUGGGUUGGGACGACUGUUAUUGAGGGGUUGAGGUGGUGGAGGUUGCGGAGUGCUGGGGGAGUUGGGGAUAUUGAGAUGCUGAAGGGGGAGCCUAAGGGUGAGGGUGAGGCGCCGAAGGAGGCUGCUUCGGUGUGA
Molecule: messenger RNA, 684 nt
Organism: Aspergillus alliaceus
Lineage: Eukaryota; Fungi; Ascomycota; Eurotiomycetes; Eurotiales; Aspergillaceae
Exons: 1
Coding region: 1-684 (227 amino acids)
Source: RefSeq, a predicted model, not a curated record